AUGUCUCUCAUGCGAGCACUCACGAAGCGCUCAAAGCGCCCUGAGGUCUCUCCGCCGUCACCCACGCGUGCAGGUUCCGUCAGAAAGCCAGGCCAGAGCAUCGACAGGAGCAAGAUCUCUUCACCAGUCGCACUAAUCUCAUCUACCAGUGCGCUGUCCUACGAUGCGCCAGACAUUGCGACCAUGCGCCACGUAUCCCCCUCUUCGACGUCCACGGUAUCGUCCCGCAGCUCAGUAAAUGACUCCGACGCUUCUUCGACCUCCAACCGGUCGCUCGAGACUCUCACGGAUGCAUCUUCAGUCGACUCGCCGCCUCCGUCGCCGAACCACCUAUCAUGCUACUUCGAGGCCGCCAACCCUCCAGUGACAAAAACCGUCCGCCGGUCGCAGUCUUCAGUCAGCUUCCGCGAGAAGACUGUGUCCGUAGAGAACGCAUUAGCGCCCGCUAUUCCUCAGCGCGCCUUGUCCCACAGCAAGAAGGCCCACGAGCAACUGGCGCGCAAGCGAUCGCUACAGCACAUGAAAACCUCCAGCAUGGACUCCCUGCAGCGGACAUCCUAUGAAUACCGGGCUUCGCGCGAACCGCGUAUCGCAUCGAUCGACAUGUUCAUGGGCAGCAUCGAGCCGCAUCAUCCAUUUGGCAAGGAACUCGAGCAGCUGGACGAGGUUGCUGAGGAGUUCACCAGCACGCUCAGAGAGGCUGAGAUGGACGAAGACACCAGGAUCAUACAGCAGAAGGGCCUGAUGAGAUUCUGCGCAGCCGACUACAUGAUGGAGAUCCAGCCACUGUUCACAGACAUGUUCGGCACAGCUCAGCAUGGACCCGAAGUCGCCUGGAUAUAG
Coniosporium apollinis CBS 100218 is the source of this 843-nucleotide messenger RNA. RefSeq lists its product as uncharacterized. NCBI's taxonomy places the organism in Eukaryota, Fungi, Ascomycota, Dothideomycetes. The transcript has a single exon. The record is from RefSeq and is a predicted model, not a curated record. Bases 1 to 843 code for a protein of 280 amino acids.